CUCUACUAAAAAUACAAAAAUUAGUCGGGCAUGGUGGCAGAGACCUGUAAUCUCAGCUACUCGGGAGGCUGAGGGAGGAGAAUGGCUUGAGCCCAGGAGCUGGAGGUUGCAGUGAGCCGAGAUUGCACCACUGCACUCCAGCCUGGGCGACUGAGUGGAGCGGAACUCUGUCUCCAAAAAAAAAAGUUUUUUUUAAGAUCAUCAGCUAUUGUUAGUGUUAGUGUAUGUUAUGUGUGGCUCAAGACAACUUUGCUUCUUUUAAUAUAGGCAGGGAAGUCUAAAGAUUGGAUAUCCCUGCUUUAUACCAAGAAAGACAGCACCCCACAUUUGCAAUGCCUAAAAACACUACCAGCCAUCUGAAAAAGAUGAGACUUGUAACUUCUGUUCUUUUUUGUAGCAGUGGAAUCCCACGGUGAUAUCUGAGGGAUGUGGUUACCUUUUGGAGGAGGUUGACGGUUUCUAAGGAUGAUUCUUUCUGAGUGAAAUAUUGUCGGUGUCAUUGACCUUUUCAUUAUUUCAACUAUUAUUAUUCCAGGUUAUCAAUACUCUGGCUGUCUAUCAUCAUCGUGAGACUGACUUUUGUGGAGGAGUUCGAGACCACCCUGGCCAACAUGGCAAAACCCCAUCUCCACAAAAAUUGGAUAAUUUGAUAAUUAUCAUUAUUGGGUUUCUGAGACCUUACACAUUUACCAUUCUCUUCUGCACAAAUUACCUUUGUGUGUCUUUCCUGAAGACUAUCUUCUGGUCUCGAAAUGGACAUGAUGGAUCCAUGGAUGUACAGCAGAGAGCCUGGAGGUCCAACCGAUGUAGACAGGAAGGUAUGGCUCUGUUGGAGUCCCCAUAGUGUGGAAAUGAGUUUGCCCUGGAAAGGGAAAGAACAGCUUCUUGCCCUCAGGUUUCUCACCUUCUCCUCUCCUCACUCUCACCAAGGGCUGAGGUCCAUUUGUAUGCACACAAAGAAAAGAGUUUCUUCCUUUCCAGGAAAUAAAAUUGGCCGGAAAGACGUCAUUACUCUACAGAGACAUGUGAAAAGAAAAGUUAGAGCUAAAAUCCAUAAGAUGAAGGUGACAACGAAAAUCAACCAUCAUGACAAAAUCAAUGGAAAGAGGAAGACCGCCAGAAAACAGAAAAUGUUUCAACGUGCGCAAGAGUUGCGGCGGCGGGCAGAGGACUACCACAAAUGCAAAAUCCCCCCUUCUGCAAGAAAGCCUCUUUGCAACCGGGUCAGAAUGGUGGCAGCGGAGCAUCGUCAUUCUUCAGGAUUGCCCUACUGGCCCUACCUCACACCUGAAACUUUAAAAAACAGGAUGGGCCGCCAGCUACCUCCUCCAACUCAACAACGUUCUAUAACGGAUAACUCCCUGAGCCUCAAGACACCUCCCGAAUGUCUCCAUCGUCCCCUUCCACCCUCAGUGGAUGAUAAUAUCAAGGAGUGUCCUCUUGCUCCUCUUCCACCCUCUCCUCUUCCACCCUCAGUGGAUGAUAAUCUGAAGGAAUGUCUCCUUGCUCCUCUUCCACCCUCUCCUCUUCCACCCUCAGUGGAUGAUAAUCUGAAGGAGUGUCUCCUUAUCCCUCUUCCACCCUCAGUGGAUGAUAAUCUGAAGGAGUGUCUCCUUAUCCCUCUUCCACCCUCAGUGGAUGAUAAUCUCAUGACUCCUCCCUUAGCUACUCAGGAGGCCGAGGCGGAAAAACCACCCAAACCCAAGAGGUGGAGGGUGGAUGAGGUGGAACAAUCACCGAAACCCAAGAGGCGGAGGGCGGAUGAGGUGGAACAAUCGCCCAAGCCCAAGAGGCAGAGGGAGGCCGAGACACAAUUACCCAAACCCAAGAGGCGGAGGUUGAGUAAGCUGAGAACAUGCCAUUGCACUCAAGCCUGGGCAAUAAGAAUAAAUCCGUGGGUCGAAAAAAAGAAAAAAAUCAAAAAAUAAAACAAAACCCACACUCCAAAAACAAACUAACAAAGAAUAAAUAAAUAAUAUAAAAAUAAAAUAAA
Pan troglodytes (chimpanzee) is the source of this 1993-nucleotide messenger RNA. RefSeq names its product nuclear pore complex-interacting protein family member B15. The transcript is spliced from 5 exons. Lineage: Eukaryota; Metazoa; Chordata; Mammalia; Primates; Hominidae. The coding region runs from base 753 to 1928 and encodes 391 amino acids. The record is from RefSeq and is a predicted model, not a curated record.